Messenger RNA from Limulus polyphemus (Atlantic horseshoe crab), 1982 nucleotides. Its product is annotated as Golgi resident protein GCP60-like. The record is from RefSeq and is a predicted model, not a curated record. Bases 31 to 1428 code for a protein of 465 amino acids. Gene Ontology annotation, molecular function: fatty-acyl-CoA binding. NCBI's taxonomy places the organism in Eukaryota, Metazoa, Arthropoda, Merostomata, Xiphosura, Limulidae. Gene Ontology annotation, cellular component: Golgi membrane. The transcript is spliced from 8 exons.
ACCGAGGACGUGGCUAAGGUGAUUUUUAACAUGGCAGCGCCCACCGACUGGGCUUCCACGCAAGCUGAAUGUAAUUUUGAGCAUAUACCUACGAAUGAAAAUUUGGAAGAUGUUUCAGCCAUUAACAGUAAUCAAGGUCUUGAUGAAAUACAAAGGAAUUAUAAAGAAAGCUGGGGGUUUGACCUUCGAGAUCUUUACAAAUUAGCGACAAUAUUCUUUCGAGAAAAAGAAGGUAAAGCUGUUCACCUUUCAUAUAAAGACCGUCUUUCAUUGGUUGCCUACUCCCAACAAGUAAGCCAUGGAAAAUACAUACCAGAAACAUCAACACCGAUUGGUUACCUGGAUGUUAUUGGUAGAGACAGGAGACAAGCUUGGGCCACUCUUGGAGACAUGUCUGAAGCCGAUGCCAUGGAAGGCUUUGUUAACCUUCUUGAUUCUGCUUGUCCACUUUUCCGACCUUAUGUGGAAGCACAUAAAAGAGAUUUGGAAGAAAAGGAACGACUGAAGAAAGAAGAAGAAGAGAGACAGAGAAGAGAGGAAGAAGAAAGAGAGAGACAGAAGUUAGAAGAAGAAGCAAGACAAAGAGAAGAACAAGAAAGACAAAAAGAAACAGAACAAAGACGACUGAUUCAAGAGGCAUUAAAUCGACAAACCUAUUAUCAGUUCAAGAUGUACGCUGAACAGCAGUUGCCAGGUAAUCCAGAACAGCAAGCAGUGUUAAUUCGACAACUUCAAGAACAACAUUACCAUCAGUAUAUGCAACAACUUCUGCAACAACAACUAGUCAAAAACAACCAAAAUCAGGCAUCAAACCACAUUACAAGUGAUGUGAAUGUUAAUGAUGGAAGUAAGAUGCUUGUUAAUAUGAAAAAUGGAGAAAAUUCUAGUGGAAAAAGUAGUGACGACGAAACAACAGACAUGCCUCCAAUAGCAGCAGCAUCCAUGUGGACUAGAAAAGACAUCAAAGACUUCAAGGAGUCUAUCCGUAAGGAAGGUGGAGAUGGGAUUAUCAGAGUUGGCCACGGAGAAACUGUGACUGUAAGAGUCCCUACCCAUGACGAUGGAACUUGUUUGUUCUGGGAGUUUGCCACAGACAGUUAUGACAUUGGUUUUGGUGUGUACUUUGAAUGGACAAAAACCCCAGGAAGUCAGGUGUCUGUUCACAUUAGUGAAAGUGAGGAUGAUGAUGAAGACGAAGACGAUGCAGAUCAGCAAAAUAAUUUAGCAGUUUUGGAAAAAGGAACUAGUCCUAGUGACCAGCCUCCUCUCAGCAUCAUCAUCCCCGUGUACAGACGAGACUGUCAUGAAGAAGUAUACGCAGGAAGUCACAUGUAUGCAGGACAAGGAGUUUACCAGCUGAAGUUUGAUAAUUCAUAUUCCCUGUGGAGGUCAAAGACCUUAUACUAUCGUGUAUAUUAUACACACUGAGAGUAAGAUAAAAAUUUGUGGAGCACAUUGAGAGAGUUCCAGACUGUUUCAAGUGGAAAACAACUAUGCUGGUUUCUUACAUGAAGCUUCACUUGUUCAUGGUGUUGAUGUAACACUUCAGUUUCUUUCAUCUUUUGUAAGUUACAUUUUGCCUGUGAAGCACAAUGUGUAAGUGUACCUGCAAGUAAUGAUUGAAAUGGGAUAGUGGAUAGGAUAGUAUGUUGGGUGUACAAAUAUGUUUUAUUUUACCUUAGUUAGAAAAAUAAGAAUAUGCAUUCAGAGCUACGUGCUAAGAAAAUAUUUAUGAUAAAGUAACUUCUGUAUAUUCUAUGAAUGCUUUGUACCUUGACUUCUUUCAUUGGGCCUUGUCAUAGCUCACUUAAAAAUUGUGUACAAGUGGUGUUACUAGUAAUUAAGUUUCUCAUUUUAAAGAAAUUUUGUUGUGUUAAUAUAACAAUUUCUAAGCCUCAACAUAUCGCUAGCAGUUGUUUAAUGUUCAUGUAUAUCUACUACAGGAUUGCCAUACAGAAUCUAAUAAAAAGAUUUAAAAAAAU